This is a messenger RNA of Tachysurus vachellii, 12693 nucleotides long. It is a transcript of the gene wnk1b, whose product is annotated as WNK lysine deficient protein kinase 1b. Lineage: Eukaryota; Metazoa; Chordata; Actinopteri; Siluriformes; Bagridae. The coding region runs from base 1049 to 8647 and encodes 2532 amino acids. Gene Ontology annotation, cellular component: cytoplasm; cytosol. Gene Ontology annotation, biological process: positive regulation of sodium ion transmembrane transporter activity; protein phosphorylation; positive regulation of potassium ion import across plasma membrane. The record is from RefSeq and is a predicted model, not a curated record. The transcript has 33 exons. Gene Ontology annotation, molecular function: protein serine/threonine kinase activity; ATP binding; potassium channel inhibitor activity.
GGUGGGCGGGUCGAGUUCUGCUCAGCUCUAACGUGACAGACUGAAGAAGCAGAAGGAGUGUGAACGGAGAGAGAAGCAGCUGAACGUACGUUACACACCGCCCGUGUGAUAUACGGUAUAUUUUAUUAUUAUUUCUACAUGGAGACGCGCGUGAGGCGAUACGUUACGUUACGUUACGCAGCGCGUGCACGCACGCACGCAGACGGACAGUGAGUGAGGGGUGUUUUUUAUGUUCCCCAGUUUUCCUCUCUGACUCUAAAUCUACUUUGUUCCGCUUUGCACAUCAUCCCGACUGGAUUUGGACUCGCCGCAGACGGAUUUCUUUGUGGUGACCCUGAGGAUUGUGAAGCUGUAGCUCGGAUACCAUCUGGGUUUAGUGUUAAAUAUAAUAACAAACCCUUCACACACACACACACACACACACACUUGUGUUGUGUUGUUCAGCCUGAAGAUCUCCACAAGUCACCGUGUUGUGAUCAUGUUAUUGAUGACUAGCACGGGGGUUUACAGCCUUCUUUACCUUUCAUUUUGUUACUGAACUCAACCAGCUGCUGUGUCUCUGCCUGAGAAGAAGCAUGGGUAUGAUACAGGAGUGACACCGGACCUGAGUUUGGCUUUACGCAGAGUGGAACGAUAAAAAAAAAAAAAAAAAUAAUCAAGCUAAAGGACAGCAGGCUCUUAGCCCUUCCUCCCUGUGGUUCCUCAUGCUCAGUGUGGACUCUCGUCGCUUCGCUGCAGGAUGGAUGGUGUGGAUCUGACGCUUCUCGUCUGUUGCCAUACGCGCUUGCUGAUCUGUGACUGCAUCCUGUUCUAUUACGUUUAUAAAAGAACUCCUCCUCUUUUGGGCUUAGGCCCUGCUGAGUGUAUCGAUAACUGUUUAUAAGUCACCCACAAAAUAAUAUCCAAAAAGAUCUUGCACAAACUUUUAUUUUGCCAACUUUUUUUUUUUCUCUCUCCAGAAGUUUACAUUUGGGAUUUAUUCCGGAUAUUGUAAUUUAUUUAUUCUUUUAAGUGUUAUUUUUUUUUUUCAACCCUUCCUGGAGUGAAGAUGUCCCAAACCCCUAACAAUGGCGUGGAGUUUCUGGCUCCUCCACCUAAAAAUGUGAAUGGCUCCGGCUCUGACUCGAUGCUGGGUGAGAAACUCGGUGUUGAGGUCCGGCACCGCCGCCACACCAUGGACAAAGAUCUCAAGACGGCAGAGCACCGAUUUUUCCGCCGCAGUGUCAUUUGCGACUCCAACGUCACCGCGCUCGACCUCCCGAGCAAAGCCUGCAUCCCGACGACUCUCCCGGACUGCGAGGUGUCCGUCUGCUCUUUGGGUGUGAUUUCAGUUCCUGAUCGUGCUCCAGAGGUCUGUAAAGCUGUUGUAGUAGAGGAGCACGUGGAAGAUGCGGUCGAACGGCGUCCACUCGACCGCGGCGAUGCGACAGACAAGCAGAUCCCGUGCGUGCAGGAAACUGCUACUUGGAUCCAGAGCAAGAGUCCUGGGAUUGCAGCCAAGCAGCUUGAAGCGACAGUCGGGAAGCGGGAAGGCGAAGGUGAAGUGAAAUGUGAGGAGGAAAAGGAGGCAGCGAAAGCUCGCGUGGAAGCAGAGCAAAGAGAAGCGGAGAAAAAGGUGCAGGAGGACGAGGAGGUGGAAACUAAAGCCGUCGGGACGUCACCGGACGGCCGCUUCCUGAAAUUUGACAUCGAGAUCGGACGAGGCUCCUUCAAAACCGUCUACAAGGGCUUGGAUACAGAGACCACCGUGGAAGUAGCGUGGUGCGAGCUUCAGGACCGUAAGCUGUCCAAGUCUGAGCGCCAGCGCUUUAAAGAAGAGGCCGGCAUGCUGAAGGGUCUGCAGCACCCCAACAUCGUGCGCUUCUACGAUUCGUGGGAGUCUCCUUCCAAAGGCCGCAAGUGUAUCGUACUGGUGACGGAACUCAUGACGUCAGGCACGCUGAAAACGUACCUGAAGCGCUUUAAGGUGAUGAAGAUCAAGGUCCUGAGGAGUUGGUGUCGUCAGAUACUCAAGGGCCUUCAUUUCCUCCACACCAGGACGCCUCCUAUCAUCCACCGGGACCUGAAGUGUGACAACAUCUUCAUCACGGGUCCUACAGGCUCUGUAAAGAUCGGCGACUUGGGCCUGGCUACUCUAAAGCGCUCGUCUUUUGCUAAGAGCGUCAUAGGUACCCCUGAGUUCAUGGCACCUGAGAUGUAUGAGGAGAAGUAUGACGAAUCGGUGGACGUGUACGCCUUCGGGAUGUGCAUGUUGGAGAUGGCUACCUCUGAGUACCCGUACUCCGAGUGUCAGAACCCGGCGCAAAUCUACCGCAGGGUCACCAGUGGUGUGAAACCCAGCAGCUUUGAUAAGGUGGCCAUACCUGAGGUGAAGGAGAUCAUCGAAGGCUGCAUUCGACAGAACAAAGACGAAAGAUAUGCUAUCAAAGUCCUGUUGAACCAUGCCUUCUUCCAAGAGGAGACAGGAGUGCGAGUGGAGCUGGCUGAGGAAGACGAUGGAGAAAUGAUCGCCAUCAAGCUCUGGCUGCGUAUCGAAGACGCCAAAAAGCUGAAAGGCAAAUAUAAAGACAACGAAGCUAUCGAGUUCUCUUUUGACCUCCAUAAAGAUGUGCCUGAAGAUGUGGCCCAAGAAAUGGUGGAGUCUGGAUACGUGUGCGAGGCUGACCACAAGACCAUGGCCAAGGCCAUCAAAGACCGCGUGUCGCUGAUCUGCCGUAAACGAGAACAGAGAAAGUUAGUGCGAGAGGAGCAGGAGAAGCGCAAACAGGAAGGCGAUCAACAACAACAACAACAACAACAGCUGAGCGAGUCUCAGAAGGCUUUGCAGUUCGGACCUCCAGGAACACCAGGAGCCACUCAGACUCCGUGCAGCCUCCAGCCACCCACUCCAGGUCCAGGACAGCUCGAACCAGAGGAGUGUGACAUGGACCAACACCAACAGCUGCAGUACCAACAAGGAGCCACCACGGUGGACAGCGGACAGGGUUCGUCCAUCUUCUCCGAGACGCCGCCGAGUCAGCUCGCCAUGUCGUACAGUUCUCCUGCAGCAUCUCAUCAGACCCCCCAGCAGCAGCAGCAGCAGCCUGUACAGCCCUCCUACCCCACUGCCUCCCAAUCUACCCAGCAGCACUCUGCAUUCCCCCCACAGCCCAUGCCGCAGUCUCUGGCUCAGCCGUAUGGAGGUGGAGGGGGCUCGGGUUUGUGUGAGCCUCUCUCCUUCCCCUCCAUCCCCGAGCGGCCCGUCUCCUUCUCGCCGCCGCCGUCCUGCCCACCCAAAGGCUUCAACGUUCAGCGCCGGAAGAGCACCUCCAUCUUAGAGGCCCAUACACGGCACUUUCAGCCAGCCUACCGCAGCUACGGGAGCAGCCUCCACCCGUUCUCUAGUAUCGAAGCUCAUGAGCCGUCACAUUUCCUGCCACAGAACGUAGCAGCUCAUAGACUGGCAGAGCACAUGCAGGCUUCUGCAGAGUCCUUACAGGAAUACAAGGACAUCCGGAUGGAGCAGGAGGAGGCAGUUCGUAGACUGAGUCUCAACCAGGCCGCCCUGCUGGACCACUUGGAGGCCAUGGCGUACAGUGGAUACCCAAUAACAGCACAUCAGCUCAACCAGCUCAACUUUCACCAGCAAAUUCAGGCUGCUGCGAGUCUGGCGUACGAGAGCCCUCAGCCUAGCCCAGGCUACCUACACUCACACAUCCCGAGCCUCAUGCGCCUGAGCCACAGUCCCAUCCCUCAGCCAGCCCCAGUUAGUGUAGCCCAAGAAUCCUCCUAUCAGCCUCAUCCACCAUUUCCUCAUUCUGCUCCACCAGUGUUGGCUCCUGAUCCCAGCACUGCCUUCGAGUUCCACAUGCACAACAUCCAAGCAGAGCAGGGAGCUCUGGCAGCGAGACUGUACCGAGCCCGGCGUGGCUCUAUGGAGCUGGGUCUGGAGGAGGCUUCGGGAAACGCGGGGCCGUGCAGUCGGCUGCAGCCGGUCACAGAGGAGCUGGGGAGCUACACCAGCCCGGAGAUGCCACUGCCUCCAGGAAGCCUGCUGUUGCUCCAAGCUCAAAAAGAGCGCAGCCCGGAUCCUUCCAGCGACUCUGUGACUUCAUCCGAUACCGGAGACUUUCACUCGCCACCUCUUCCGCAUGCAGGACGCCCGGGUCUGGAUGCCUCGCUCGCUCAGUCCAUCCCCCACAAGACGACACAACUUUACACGUCCGAAAGAGGGAGCGGAAUGUGCGAGGGCCAUCCUCCCACUCACCACUCUUAUCUCUUCAUCCCUCUGUCUGAACCAUCCAGCUCUCAUAUCAGCAAUCUACAGAGCUCCUGGACCCGACAAACCACCAUCCAGCCUGAGCUUCCUUACCACGAGCCUGCUCUGAGCCUUCAGGGUUCUGCUUUGCAGGCUCCGCCUCCGCAGUCCAGUACGGCUGUUCCUAUGGUCUCCAGCAGCCCUCAGCAAACACCAUGGUGCGACCCGGUUAAUCCACAGUAUGGAGGUUACUACAUCCCAGCAGUCCCUUCGCAGGUGGUUCCACAGCAGGUUCCUCUGAGCACUGGCUCUCAGCAGGCCACUAUCUCACUGCCCCAGCAGCAACAGCAGCAGCCUCCAGCACAGUCGUCCAGCUCAGGCCAACAGAGCGUAGUCACCCAAACACACAUCCAGCCUGGGUCUCCUGCUACACAGCAGUGUGUUAGUGAGACUAGUCCUCGAGUUGUGUCCCCGUCGCCGUGUAUGGAGCAUCUGAUCUUUCAAUACCAGGCAGCUCAUCUCGCUCUGGUGCAGCCUUCAUCGCCCCCUACGAUCCAGCCUGUCCAGACUCCAGAUCACUCACCCUUCAUCCAGCCGAUCAUCACACUUACUCCACUGCCCCUCUCCUAUGUCCCCCAGCCAUCCGUACCUGGCCUGGGCUUUAUGUCUCCUGUAUCAGUGCCCGCUCAGCCGCUCCCUCUAACAGUGGCCCAGGGACAGCAGCCGCUUCUUGUUGUGGCUUCAUCGGUUCCCUCCUCCCCAGCACCGGGAUCCAUAACGUCUGCGUCUAACUCACCACUGCUCACUGCGUCAUCACAGCCCCAAACGAUGACGGUUCUUCCUCCUCUGCCGCUUGCGACCACUGUGCCAACAAUCUGUGUGGCUACCGUCCCCACCCCUACCGAGCAGCCCGGGCUAACGUCAGACUCCGCGGCUCAGGCGUUCCUCACUGCUUCUCAGACUACAGAUAAGGCACAGCUUCAGGCUCCAACAGUUCCUUUCGGAGUGGAAAGCAACCAGUCCGAUGUGGCGUCCGGCAUGAGCGACGGAAACGAGGGCGCGAGCGGCGGCAGGCACGAGGGUCGUUCGGCCAAACGGCACCAGCGCAGAUCAGUACGCAGUCGCUCUCGCCAUGACAAGAUCACCAAAGCCAAACUUAACGUGCUCAACAUCUCUAACAUGGGUGACAGGGUUGCCGAGUGCCAGCUGGAAACGCACAACAGGAAAAUGGUGACUUUCAAGUUCGACCUGGACGGCGAUAAUCCUGAGGAAAUCGCUCAGAUCAUGGUUGAGAGCGAGUUUAUUCUGGAGAGUGAGCGAGAGUCGUUCGUCGAACAGGUGCGGGAGGUUAUCGAAACUGCAGAUGAACGGGGUCUUGAAAGGGAAGGCAGCCAGACUGUGAACAAUUCUGAGGCGCCGAUGUCUGUUCCGUACACGACUCUCCAGCCAGGUGCUGGUGUGAGUACCACUACGCAUGUGGUAACCUCGGCAGGCCGCAGGUUCAUCGUCAGUCCCGUUCCUGAGUCCAGACUCAAGGAACAAUUCUUCAGCGCGGUUCAACCCCCUGCUCCUAUAUUCGAGCAGCCUUCAGCACCGGGACUGCCUGCGAUGGGUCUGUCUCAGUCCGCUUCAACACUUUCUCUGCAGCAGGCGUUUGCUGAGAUUCGUCAGGGCCAGUACGACCCUGGGCCGAGCACAGCGCCCCCGACCCUCAACACCUCCCUUCCUCCGUUGUUACCUGCAGUUAGCGCUUUGCCACCCUCCUCUACUACCAUGCUGUCAUCCCCACCACAGUCCUCUGAGCUAGCUGGGCCUCCUCUGGCAGUCUCCUCUUUGUCCUCCUCACCCCCAUCCUCACUCACACCUGUAGUGGUCUCCUUACCUCCUCAGAUCCCCCUGCCUGUCAGUCACCCUGUUGUGACCGGUAUGGCGGCUCAGCCUUUCUCAGCUCCGCAUUCCUCAUCCUCUUCUGCACUUCUUCCCCAACCAGCAGUCCCAGUCCACACUACUAUCAGCACAGCAGUCCCAGGUAGUGUAGCUCCGCACUGCCAACACGCUUCCAUUGUAAACAAUGUGAACUCUCUUCCUGGUGGAAUCACAGAACAACCUAUUGUCAGUUCCAGCAUAGCCCAAAUCACCCCUCCUGUUGCCCCCAUCACAGCUAUUCAAACACCUCAGCCCACCCCUGGUGUCGUUGCGCCGAUCUCGGUCACCUCUUUGCCACAGAUGCCAGUCACCAGCAGUGCUCCUGUGGUGCAGCCCACCCCGGUUCACAGCCAACCGCAGCCUUCUACGCUGCCCAAUCAGGCCCAUUCUCACUGUGUCGAAUGUGAGAGCGACCUUCAAAGCAAAACCCCAGGCAUUGAUGACAUCCAUGCUCUAGAUAAGAAGCUGCGCUCACUCUUCAUGGACAUGAGUGCUGGUCCGCCUUCAGCAACAACUGACAGCGGUGUCACAGAGCCGUCUGCUCCUGGGACAUCCUCCCCUACCACUUCUACCACUACCCCUCUUCCUCCAACUAGCUUACCUCUGAGCUCUCCUAUGACCACCCCCGUCACAAGCGCCACCCCUGGCAGCAAAACGCCAUUGUCUCGAUUGCCGGUGUUGCCUGUCGGCUCCGAGCAGGCCGGCACGCCACCCACAGAACACCCGCCUCUCUUCCCCGGACCUUGUCUAACUCAGUCCCAGCAGCCACUGGAGGAUCUGGAUGCCCAGCUGAGACGAGCUCUGAGCCCUGAGACUGUGUCGGUUAGCAACUCCUCUCAAACCGGGGUGACUUCUGGAGGGCAGCCAGUUCCGUUUUCUCUUGAAGGGGACCCAAGGGCUGUUCCUGUACCCGGAGGUUUCACAUUGGGUCGAUUUCAGGUGGUAGAAGCUGAUGACUCUUCCCUGCUGCCUCCUACCUCCUCUAGUGACUCAACUUCCUCUACUACAUCUUCAUCCACCUCCUCCUCAUCCUCUAAUCUCUCCAGUCCUGAGAACACUCUGCACAGGUCCUGUCAUCCUUUGCGUGCGGUAGGAGGUGAUGCGGUGGACGGUUUGCCCCCUGUGCCACCCGGCCAGCCCACUACGAUCGGCCGCUUCCAGGUGACCACCAACAGCGAAACCACAGUAGGACGUUUCUCUGUGAGUCGAGCCGCUGUCGAGCCCGUAACUCCCACACAUGGUGAUGCAGAGUCUCAAGAACCACCACAACAGAGUUCUCAAGUUAUGGGCAACGGCCCUGCACUCAGUCCUGAGGGCAAGAGCCAGAUGAGCAUGAACAACUCCUUUAACUCCUACUUCAGCAGUGAUAAUGACUCAGAGUUUGAAGACGAGGACUUCAAGCAGGAAAUCAGCAAGCUACGUGAGAAGCACAUGAUGGAGAGUCAGGCUCUGUACGCUCGACAGAAAGAGGAAAUCGAUGCCCUUUUCGGCCGAGUUGGCAAAGUCCCACCCGCCAUCAUAAACCCUCCUGCAGGGAACAUGGCUGGCCGCAGGCGCCGACCCACCAAGAGCAAAAGCAGCAAGUCAAGCCGCACUAGUUCUCAGGGCAGUAAGAGCCCGGUUCAGCCUGGGAGCACCACUCUAUCUACACAGAGUGCUCCCUCAGUGUACCCGACCCAUCAGGCCUUCCCCGUCCCCAGUGAGUUAGGGGACACAGGGAGCAAUCCCCUGCUUCAGGCUUUCAAGCCCUCACCCUCCAGCGAGAACCUAUACUCCGCCUACACCAGUGAGGCCACACUGUCCGCCCCCAGCCUCUGUCUGCCCUCGCAUGGCUGUGUAAAGUUCAGCUGUGGGUCGGAGAGAUUGACCUUCAAACCAGGUGGCAGAAGGACCCGUUUUCUGAGUACGCCGUGCUUGGCUCUUUGGAAGAUGGUGAAAAAAGUCUGCCCCUGCAACCAACUCUGUAGGACGAACAGCACAAACACAGUGGGAGGCCCAGGACAGGUGCAGAACCAAACGCAGCCUCCUUCAACUGCGUCCCAGAGCCGCAAGGGCACCUUCACCGACGACCUGCACAAGCUGGUGGACAACUGGGCCAGAGACGCCAUGAACCUGUCACAGGGCAAAAGGGGCUCGAAACCCCAGCAUCAGACCCCGUCUCAGGGCCACAGCUAUGAGAUGAUUCCUUCUGGAAGUAUGGCCCGGAAGUUCUCCGCUCCGAGUCAGUUGUGUCCCAACAUGACUUCAUCCAUGUCCAACCCUCCUGCUACCUCUUUAGGGUCACGUAAAGGCUCGUUGUGCCCCGUGCCUCAGUACGGCUACCCCUCUGCACCUUAUAACGGCCCGUGGGCCGGCGUCUCGGCUGCACACACUCAGGCCCUGGGCCAAUUUCCCUCAGCCCCGGGCACCCUGCAGGCUUUCCACAUCAACACCAUGCAGAAAUCAGUCAGCAACCCAGGAGGACCUAAUUUAAGGACCACAUAAGGUUGGGUCUAGCCUGUGCUAGGCCACAAUAGAGAGAUAGAGAAGGGCUGAGACACGUGAACUGGUGGUGAGGUUGCCGUGAACAUAGGCACGUGUGUUACACCUUCAGAAAAUGGGGCAGAGAUAAGCCAGGGUUUGUACACACACACACACACACACACACACACACACACACAAACACACGGACGAAUUUUGUGGACGAAUCACUCCUGCACUCUGGUUUACAUGCCUUGAGGUGAAUGCACACUGACACAAAGGAGAGAUAAAAAUAAUAAAAAAAAUGGGAGCAAUGUUAAAGCAGCCAAAGAGGAUGGUGACCUUUUUUUUUUUUUUUUUUUCUUUUUUUUCUUUUUCUUUUUUUCCCCUUGUUUGAAUAUCUGAUGAACGUGUACAGAGAUGUUGCUCCAGGGUAGCCUGGGACUAGCUUGCUAAGCUUUCCCUGACUGUUUCACUUUAUUUGACACCCUUUUAGUCAGUCGAGGUCCCUGGAUCCAGCGAGGAAGGUGAUGGAAGGAUGUACCCCAUCUCCGUUACAAACUUUCCACCGUCCUGGUAUCAGCUCGAAUUCUCUGUAAUGCAAUAAUUAUAGAAAUCAAAAGCCCAUUUUAAAAACACAGGAAGUGGCCUUUAGUAGAGAAAACGAGUAUUUGUGUACAGCUUCUCUCUCUAUAUAUAUAUAAAUAAAUUGGGGUAUCGUUUUAAAGUUGUGUGGAUUUUCACAUGGUCAGAGGCCAUUCAGCCACCCCUGAGAGUUUGGACUACAAAGCUACUAUAGCUUAUAAACUCCCUGCUUGCUUUGUAGUACACUGUCACGCUUACUAUCCACCUCCACCUCUCUUCUCAGGAGAUUUAAAAUUGUCCCUAAAAGCGAUUUCACUAAGAAUAAAGAUUUAACAACGUAUACACACGUCCCCUUUUUGUCAGGUCAUUGUGCCACCCCAUAUAACGGGCAGAUUCAUUCAGUUUUAACUCUCUUUAAAGCCAAAAAAGUAGUCCUGUAUUAUUCAUUUAGUUUCACAAAGCGUGGCCCAAGAGGUUGGAGGUGAGGUGGAGGGAGGUUUAUUUCCCCCGAGUGAUGAAAUGGGGUGUCUGUCUGGCUUGUUCACACAUACUGCAGACUGGUGAAGCUUUAACUCUUAUGAUCUGUUAGCGUCGUAUCAGCUUUUAUAAUCCUGAGCUCAUUAGGGACCUCUUUAUGACAGGUUGCUUUUUUGAACUGUACGUUUAAAUGAGAAAAGUUGUGUUCUGUCCGGACCUGUAUUUAUCCAUCAGUUAUUGAUGUUGAAACACUGUGAUUUAUUAUAAAUGUUGUUGGACAACAUAAGUUUAAAGCAAUGGUAGAAAAAAAGGGUGGUGAAGAGGAGGAUUAAUUGCUAUUAGCUGAAAGAACUUAUUGGAGACACUUUAACCCUUUCCUCCGCCCUUUGUACUUCUUUCUUUGUAUUAGAUAAAUGUGAAUGUAAAACAGUUUCAAUUAACGUACUUGAAUAACCCGUCUGUUUUUCCCUCCUCCCCAGUGCCCGGUAAGCGUACUGGAGUUUCUCGUGCCUUGCAUUCUUUCUUUUUUCCUUUCUUUUUUUUUCUUUCUUUUGGUCAAUUUUGUGUUUCGUUUUUGUUUUGCUUAGAAAUUAGAAUUUUUUGGCAGCAGAGGUGUGUAGGUGCCUAGUCAGGUGCUCGUGUGAUAAUUAUGGUGAUUAACAGGCUACAGGGAAGAGAUUCAGGGUUUGGUGCCAUCUUUUAUGUUGAUCUGGUGACGAAUCGUGUCAGUGAUGAGCCAUUGGCCUGGGCACUAGAUAGACUGCUGGACAUCCUGUGGACAUCCUAUUUCCUGCCCUUGAGCCUGCUUGUUAAUGUUCUCAGAUCGGUUGAACCCCUACAGUACAAUGACCUUUGUGUCGCAUGUAAACCUGCAACAAUAAUUGUAAGUUUUGUAAGUUAAACAGUUCUCUUUGGGACAGCAGACAGGCAGCUGGCAUCCAGAAGUAACCCUGUGUUUCCACUGGCAGCGAUACUGCAUUAAUAUUCAGCCAGAGUCGGUCGUUUAGAGCAUCGGCAAGAAUUUGAUUCGGUUAAAUGCGAAUGAGACUCGAUGACAAGUAAAACUGUUAAACCUCAGUGUGUGCUUGGUUUCAGAUAUCCACACUGUUUAUUAGAUUAAUUCCUCCAUGCCGCUGAGGUUUUUAUGAUCUAGCAAAGAUUUUGUGAUAUUUCUAGCUCAAGGUUUUUGUGUUCUAGCCUACGUUCUGCAUCUAGCUGUAUAGUUUAUCCAGGCGCUAUUAAGGAAACCAUGACGAGUCUUGUGUCGGCUGUGGAUCCGGAGAGGGUCCAGAUGAGGAAAGUAAGUUAAGAGAAGCCAGAACAUUGAGAGGAUUUUAAGCAUGAGUAAUUAAGGAUACCGGUCCCACUGGUUAGAACUGCUUUCAGUUUUGUGCUUCUGCCUGAAUCCGUGUUAAACCAGUGAGACUCGUAUCGUUGUAGACGAAACAGGGAAAAGAAGAGAAGAAGGUUUGUUUCAGAUGUAGGACCAGGAAAGAAAAUGUUGUAGAUGGCACCUCACCAAAACACAAGACUGUGCUGUAGCGUCUGAACAGGCACCGCUUUCCUAAUUACUGCCCCUAAUCUCGCAGUUCUCGGUUCAUAGUAGAAAUAACUGCCUCGUGCGUUUUUUUUUUUAUGCAGAUCAGUAGCUUGUUUAAAAAAAAAAAAAAUGAAGUCUUUUAGUAGCAAUCAAUUGAUGGCACUCACAACGUUGAUAAAAACAAACAAAAAAAAAACAGUAGAACCUGUUCGUGUAGGUUAGACCUCCAGCGUAGAGCCGUGUACCUGUGAAAUUCACACAGAGCAGAAAACGGCAGCUUUAGAAACCCAUAGAGCGGCAUGAGCAUGUUACAACUACAGGCACAGAGCAGUGAACCGUGUCAUCAUAGCUACCGAUCAUCGAUAGAAACUGCUAGAUUACACGCCAUCGCCUUAAAGCUUAGCUGUCCGCGUCUGGUCUAGAAAACGUCACGUUAAUACGGUCCAUUUAUAGAAAGCUACAAAAUAGACGAGCACCGUUUACUCUCUGCGAGUGGCUGUAUUGUACUUUCAGUAUUUCGAAUCAAAAUGUUUUAACAGCUUGGAUUUGUUUUUGUUUUGUUUCUUUCCUACUUACUUUGUACUUUAUCUGUAACUCUAGAGCACAGCAGUUAAGUUUGGUUUUUCAAGCUGCAAGAAAAUAGAAUUUUUCCAGAUUUUCCGUUAAUUCCGCGUUCGGAUGAAACCCACAAACAUUACGAGUGCCAUUCCUACAUUUCUCAUGAGUUUGCUCUGAUUUUGAUUCCAUAAACUGAGCACCUUGUUUACUGUUAGAAAAGUGAUAUUUAGUAGCUGCAGUGCAGAAUAUGCAAUAUAUCUAAUAAUGGGAUACACUGGGUAGAGACCAUGUCCCUGGUUUACUCCAGUAGUACGGAGAAUUUACAAAAAAAAAAAAAAAAAAAAAAAAAUCACAAGUGUUAUUACUCUAAUAUCACUUUUUACUUUUGGAUCGUAGACACUGCUACUCUUUUUAAAAAUCAUUUCUGUUUACAUCAUCACCUGCUUAGCAACGUGCCAACAUUCAGAUAAUAAUAAUAAUAAUAAUAAUAAUAAUAAUAAACAUGCUCGUCUUUCUCCGAAAAAGAACUCGCAUGCUACUUUGGUCACUAGUGAUAUUUAUCACAACGUCACAACAGUCAUUUGGGAACGAGGUUUUUUUUUGUUUGUUUGUUUUUUUGUUUUUUUUUUUCAUUUUCCGUUUUUUUUUUUGUCUCCUGUGGAAAGAAAUGCAUCCAAACAGUGUGUUUACUUAAUGCUACUGACCUGUCAUUAAGUUAUUUUGUUUUGUACUACUAUCUCGAGUUCUUGUUUUACAAUGUCGUGUGUCUGCCAUGUAGUGACUUCGGUUCAGUGAUUUUUUUUUUUUUCUUUCUUUCUUUUUUUUUCCAUACACUAUUUAACAUUGUGCAAAAUGUUUAAAAAAAUAAAUAAAUAAAAAAAAGACGAAUAAAAAGAAAACCAAACAAAAA